Molecule: messenger RNA, 189 nt
Organism: Clunio marinus
Lineage: Eukaryota; Metazoa; Arthropoda; Insecta; Diptera; Chironomidae
Source: the annotation of a GenBank genome assembly
AUGGGAAAAUCUUUUUCGAUCUCUUUAUUAGUUUGUCAUCAUCAAAUAUUGUGGCAAGAAUCUCCGCUUGGAUGCUUCUUAACACAAAUAUUUCCAAGUCUCUUCAAUGGAGUGCAUGUUCGAGGUCAGAAAGUUUUAACUGGAACGAAAACUUCUGGAAAAAAACUUUCUCUUUCGAUCAAACAAUAA